Messenger RNA from Aspergillus vadensis CBS 113365, 1544 nucleotides. RefSeq names its product FAD-dependent oxidoreductase. Bases 268 to 1479 code for a protein of 403 amino acids. The transcript has a single exon. The record is from RefSeq and is a predicted model, not a curated record. Gene Ontology annotation, molecular function: FAD binding. Lineage: Eukaryota; Fungi; Ascomycota; Eurotiomycetes; Eurotiales; Aspergillaceae.
AUCAAAUACUAGCUCCUAAACAAAUCCUGAUAACGAAGCCCCUGUAAGACGGUCAGUCGGAGCCACAGCGCCGUCUACGCUUGAUCGGCGAGUCGGGCGCAGUGAACCACCGACGCUAAAACAGUCCUACUUUGUAUAUAGAUCCUUACCUACCUACCUACCCAUAGACCAGCCAUACGAUACUUUAGUUUUUCUAUCAUUUACAUGUCUACUCAUUUAUAUCUACAUCUACAUCUACAAUAAACUCACCUGGAAACCCCCCAAACCAUGUCCAACCGCGUCCUAAUCGCCGGCGGCGGCCUCGGCGGCCUGGCCCUAGCCCAAGGCCUCCGCAAGCACAACAUCCCAUUCAUCGUCUUCGAACGAGACGCAAAGCAAGAUUUCCGCGCCCAAGGCUACAGACUACGCGUCAUGCAAGAGAAUCUCCGCACCCUCCUCGUCCCCGAAAUAUGGUCCCUAUUCGAGAAAACCGCUGCCUUGGACGACGGUUUCCCAGGCGUAGGUGUCCGACUCGACGCACUGACUGGAGAACCCCUUCCCGCUGGUAGUGGUGGUCCGCCGCUGGGGAUCCACGGGGCCAGACCGUACACUGUGGAUCGGGGGACGAUGCGCGAGGUCCUUCUGCAGGGACUUGGGGAGGAGAAUGUGCAGUUCGGAAAGCGGUUCGAGCGGUAUGAAGUGAGGCAUGAUUGUGUAGUUGCGUAUUUCGCAGAUGGGAGUUCCGCGACGGGAGAGUUGCUCGUUGGUGCGGAUGGAGCGAGGUCGCGGGUUAGGAGGCAGCUUGUGCCGGGGUAUCCGUUUGUGGAUACGGGGAUGAGGAUGAUUUAUGGGAAGACGGGGAUCACGGGGGAUGUGGAGGGGCGGUUGAAUGAGUUGGCGAGGAGGGGGAUGUCGCUGGCGAAGGAUUUGAGGGAGGAGGCGCCGAAGACGUUGUUGUUUGAGCCGAUGAGGAUGCCGAGGGGUGAUGUUGGAGGGAUGAUUAAGUUGCCGGAGGAUUAUUUGUAUUGGGUGUUGCUGGUUCAUCGGGAUUUUGUGAGUAUGGAGGAUGAGAAGGUUCUCAGGUUGAACGGGGAGGAGUCGGCGAGGUUGUCGCUGGAGUUGUCGAGAGAUUGGCAUCCGUCGGUGAGGGUUUUGCUGGAGGAGCAGGAUGUUGAGCAGACUGCAACGCUGAGGAUGGCGUCUGUGAGGCCGGAUUUGCCGGCUUGGGAGACGGAUUCGAGGGUCACGCUGCUUGGGGAUGCGGUUCAUGUUAUGCCGCCGACGGGUGGGCAGGGGGUGAAUACGGCGUUGAGGGAUGCGGCGGUGCUGGUUGAGAGGAUUGUGGAGGCGAAGGAGGUGGGUGGAGGGGAUGUCGUUGCCAGGUAUGAGGAGGAGAUGAGGCAGUAUGCGCGGGAAAGAGUCGGGUUGAGUUGGCAGGGCGGGUAUAAAGCGUUUAAUUUGAGGCCGUUGGAGGAGUGUGAGAGUGUUGAGUUGUUAUAACUUGAAUCUUGCUUGAAAUGAUGUUAUGGAGUGCUUGUUGGGUGGUGCGGAGGGUGAGAGGUUAG